Messenger RNA from Darwinula stevensoni, 844 nucleotides. The record is from the annotation of a GenBank genome assembly. NCBI's taxonomy places the organism in Eukaryota, Metazoa, Arthropoda, Ostracoda, Podocopida, Darwinulidae.
AUGCGGGCUUUCUACCUCCCGACGGCCCUGCUGGGUGCUCCACCGAGUCAUAUUCUAGUCCACACACAAAUGAAUCUUCUCUACCAGUUCUGGCUUCAUACAGAGACUAUUUCCUCCCUGGGACCUCUCGAAUAUAUCAUCAACACCCCAUCGCAUCAUCGAGUCCAUCACGGAUGCAACCGGUACUGCAUAGACAAAAACUAUGCAGGGGUGCUCAUCAUCUGGGAUCGAAUUUUUGGAACUUUUGAACCCGAAGGCGAACAAGUUGUCUAUGGCCUCACCCACGCAGUCAGCACUUUCAAUCCCAUCAAACUCCAACACAAGGCUCCAAUGAAGAAAUAUCAGCCAGAGAGUCCCAGGGAUGUUCAGGUCUAUACCUUCAUACAGUUUAUAAUUGGUGCCAUAGUACAUACACAGUUCAUGUCCAUACACAAGACGUUGCACUUCCAUGAAGUGCUCCUGUUUCUCGGCUACACUGGACUCUCGAUGCUGAGCCUUGCGCUGAUGCUAGAGAACGACACACGGGGACUUAGAUUUGAACUCCUCCGUUGUUUUGUUUUCCUUUUCAUAUCUUCCGUGUUCCCUUUCAUGAAUGCCUGGCCCUUGAAGCUAAUCACCUGGGUCUCCGGUUUCUACAUAAUCAUCUGGACCCUUACAAAUAAACAAAAUCAAUCUUGAUGUGCAUGACUAUAUAUUCGGUGAAAAUGUAUUGGGAUAUACAACGACCAAGAAAAGGGAAAAUAUGUGUAAAUAUAUAUUACCAUAGGAAAUAAAAUAAAGGGAACACAUGAGCAUGCAUGCACUUCAACAUUUGCGGCAGAUCGUAUCUUCAGAAUUCCUCCCC